GGCACUGAGCCAAGAGAGAGAGAGCAGGGAAAAGUUGAGAGAGAGCCAGAGGGGCCAGCUAGCAGGCAAACGGAAGAAGAAACUGGGGCUCUGCUAUCCAGGAAGAAGAGACAGGACCGUCCGAUCCAGCAGCCAUAAGUCACCGGGGCUACUGCAUCAGCACUCCUCCUGUCCAUCCUCUCUCUCCCUCUCUCUCUCUCUCUCUCUCUCUCUCUCUCUCUCUCUCUCUCUCUCUCUCUCUCUCACACUCUCUCUCUCUCUCUCUCUCUCUCUCUCUAACUGGGGCUGCAGCCUGCCUUUCUCUGCAGAGGAAGCGCUGGCUGGUGGAAUCUACUUGAAUGCACCCUGAGAAAAGAGAGAGAGAGACUGACUGGCUGUGCGCAGUGAUUCUCCCCUGCUCUGCCGUGCGUUUGUCCUCACUGACUCAGCUGGUCUCUGUAGUCAGCCUGCUGGUCCAGCCUCUCGGGAACACAGCCACAGGAAGAGUCCUUCUGACAGGAGUGUUGUGGGGCUGGCAGGCAGACGCACCACAACCAGGACUGGCUAACAACACAGUGGGACGUGGUACCUCGGUUGGGAUCAGAUCAGACACCCAGGCACAACACACAACCAGACCAGUGGGACUCUGGGUUACAUCCACCUGACUACCAGAGGAGUUUUUGACGGGAUAACUCCAGCCCAACGGACCCCGGGCUGGAUCCCACAGCAGGGGGUGUUUUGGACGGGUUCAGACUGCCAUGGAAGUCCAGGGGAGUGGGGCUGAGCAGCCCAGGUCCAGGUGUCUGUUCUCCAGCCUGAUCAUCACUCUGCUGCUCAGUGUGUGGUCUGCUCAGGGCCUGGAGAUGUCCACAGGGAAGGUCCCAUUCAUGGAGGCGCUGAACGGCAGUACUGUGCUGCUACCCUGCACCUACGCCAGCUGUAUUGGCAUCAAAAACCUUUACUUCAACUGGCAGUACAAUGACAACGGCACGAUGCAGAAGGUUUGUGAGUCAGUGAUUCCGUCAGACGGGAUGGAUCCUCAUCCAGUGAGUAUCUACCGGGAGCGGGUGGAGUUUAUCGGCACCAGUGAUCACAACAACAUCUCCAUCCUGCUUUGGAACAUCACCUUUGAGGACGAGGGCCAGUACACCUGCUUCGGACGCAACCCCAAAGAGAAGGGCAAGAACCACAGCGCUAUCUUUACCCUUGUCGUGGUGGACGAGUUACGAGUGGUGGACAACACUCUCACCAUCAUAAUUGCUUCUGCAGUGGGCGGAGCCAUCGCCCUGCUGAUGACUUUCAUGCUGGUGAAGAACUUCAUCCUUUUCGUUCUCUUCAAAAUCGAGGAGAGGAAAAAGAUCGAGUGCCUUGUACAAUCUUCCUCAGCUGAUGAAACAAACAAUGUCUCAGGAUCCAAAACUUCAAAACCACUGACACCAAAGAAGAAAUGAGAGUACUUGCAUGUAUGUACAUCCAUAUAUAAAUAUACAGUUAUAUCUAUGCAUAUACUGUAUUUUUAUGCAUAAACAUGUGUAUUGACAUGUGACUCCAUGGGCAGGCUUCUUGGGCAGGUUUUUUGGACUGAGAAGCACGUCUGAUGGAGAGACUUCAUUGAAAGUGUUUGUUAGUCCAAUAAGCUUAGGCUGUGUCCCGGAAACUGCUCCCAUACGUUCUAGUUGAUAUAUAAUUUUUUUUUUAAUUAAGACCUGAACCUAGGACUGUUUUUCAUAUUAUAUUAAAAAGAAAAUAUAUGCUUAAGACGAGGAAUAAUGCUACGUAAUAAUGCUGUUUAAACUGUGCUGGAUCCUACUCCUCUCUCCACCAACCAACCCCACUGCCCUGGGUUCAACUGAAACUGUCUACAAAAUCAAACGGUGUGUUUGAAGAAAAUGUAUGUGAUAUUAUUCACAGUUUAAUUCAAUCUCCACUGGCAUUAUGCCACUUCAGAUCCAGCUUCAGUCCUAUUGCACAAUACCACUGAUUCGCAUCAAGUUUAGUUUAGUGCUGUUUAGAAUACAAUAUUAACUCUGCGAUUCCAAAAGUAAUGAAUUAACCCUGUUGUAUCAUAUUUAGAAACCAGGGUCUCUAAAGGGUUUUGCUGCGGUGAGGAGUGAGAAAGGAUCCAGUUCAGAACAUUAUACAUUUUCUUUGCUUGAUAUAAAACACUGGUGCCUGUUAGUGCUUCUAUCUUCCUCUGCUGGUAGGAAGACUAAAUACUGCAAAACCAUUUACCAAACGCAGCAAAACGCAAAGGAAUAAUACUACAAGCUGAUGAAUGAAAUGAUAGACAAUCCCUUAACCGACCCCCUAGAAAAAGGAAUAAACCUCUAAUAAUGCUGCUUUUAAGACAAAUAACCUUAAUGCGUUUAUAAGCAUGUGAAACCCUAAGGCAGAUGUAGAGGCACAAUGCCUGACAAUAGAAAUGUACCCUCUCGUGUUCUUUCCUGGAAUCCCAGACUUAACCACGUGUGAUGUGUUUAGUUCUGCUUUGAAGCUGGUUCCAAAUCUGCUCAUCAUGCCGACCCUCACCACAUCCAGUGGUUGGCAUGGAAAUGCACUGGAAACUAUUAGGUAGUUGGUUCACUGGCUUGAACAUGAACUUGUAUCAGACAGAAACACACCCCACAUAUUCCUAUUGUAUGUCCACUUACAAAUAGCUGUCUCUUUGUUGUUCUGAACACAUUUACACAGACCGAUGUGUCGACACACUGCAAUAAGUACUGCCGUGCUGCAGCGCAGCGGAAUUUAUGAUGGUUCAUUCAUGGCUCCUGAUUCAACACAAAUUCAGCAUGUGCGGAAAACCAGAUGUCCCUCAUCUAUAGUCAUUACGGACACCUCCACUAACCACACCAUAAAGAGAUGCAUGGAGCAGCAGUUCGGUUGCAGGUAGAGCGAUAGACGGGGACAGAUCUUUACUGGACAGAGUAGAAUAGACACACAACUGAUAUCCCAUAUUCAGCCCAUUUAUUGUGCCAAACUGGGAUAACCCUGAGAAACCCACACCUGAUCAGGAAUGGACUCCUUUCACGGGUUUCCUAAGUUACUAUUGAAAUCAAACGCUAUUGAACUGCUAUGGCAUAUAUCCAAUGGUGGCACGUUUAAGAUGCUGAAUGUCUUGUUUUCAAAAUACCUCCAGUGUGUGUGAAAACAUGCGUGUUCAGGGGAGAACUUCAUGUCAAUGUCCAUUGUCUAGGACCUUGCUGCAUCUGUCAUUGUAUAAACAUAACAAAUAUACCUCCCUCAAUCACUGAAGAAGUUUCUGAGAUGGACAAGCCCCAGUAUUGCUGUUCCCAUAGCAUAGCCCUUCAAAUACAUGCACUGGCCUGUUGCAAUAGUAGGAGGGUCUUUUGGGAACUUUACCUUAAAGAUGUGCUAGACAUGUAAACCACAGAGAUGUCUUGUACCAGUGGAGCAGUGAGUGAAUGAACCUAAAUAGCUGUAUAUUUAACAUGAGGGUAAAGUUGAAUGACCUCAGGUGUCUUAGAUGAGAACAGAUCGAUGGCACGGUUAGAUCAUAGACAGUAGUAAAUGUACUAUCUCUGGUAGGACACGGAUUUGAGCUUGUGGCACUGAAUCCCUGACUGACUCACACUUCUAAGAGAACAGUGAUACUAUGCAAACACCACUACUGAGCGGAAGACAUGCAUGUACUGUAGGACAGACUGCUCCAGUUCUCCCAAUGGGAUCUGCUUUCACAACGCUGCCCAGGCAUUACAGCAACAUGACUAUAGCUACUGCAGGAUUCCAAUACACCAUUGAGUUGUGAUAAUGUCAGCAAUAAAAAUGACAGGAGCAACAAUAAUCAAAGUAGGUUAUGGGAAAUGGAGUUCUGAUGAGCUGAUCUAUGGAAGAUGAGGAACAGGUUUAUAGUGCACAGAUUUCCAUGGCUCAUCUUCUAUUCAGCAGAAGGGUCUGUGGGAUGGACGGCAGUGUGAGAAAUCCUUGAAAAGAAGAACCUGUGGAGAUAUGCAAUAUAGAGUAUGUAAUUUAAAAGAGCAACAUGAGAUUUUAGCCAUAAAUUACAUUUUGUUGUGGUUUUAAGGAGACUGCUUACAACCGCUUAAAUGGCUUAGUACAGCUUAUCACAAUCCGAAAAAGAUUGUUGCAAGGACGUGAAUGCAUUUUGUAUUGCUAAUGUUUUUGCUAUUGUCAACCUCACAGACGAGAACCAAUCGUGAUACAGGAAGUUGUACAAAACUAAUUUGCAGCUUCACGUAGAAUUCUAAGUAGGUUUUAUUGUGAAUUUCUAUUCCGUUGGUACUACUGGCAUGUAAUUCACAUUGGGCACUAGUUGCAAGUGGAAAUUUUUACAUGUAUAACCUCUAACGUACUUAAAGCAUAACUGUGAGUGACUCACGUCCUUUUGAAAUGCCCUUACACAGUACUGUAGCAGUACCAACCGUCUUCCCUGUACGCUUACAACUGUACUGAAAAGAACUGGAUGGAUCAAGCAAUAUGAAUGUUCAAUCUUUGUAGUUUGGAAAUUGAGAACAUUGUUGUACCACAUUGUAGUAGCAGAGUUGCUGACAGUGACCUCUGUCAUCCAUUAUUGCACUUUUGACAACAGAAUGUUUGAAUCUAUAAUGUCGCCAGACCGUACUGACACCUUGGUCCCACAUUGCUAUCCCAACUAACGCAAAUGUACAGUCAUUUCUCUUUACUCCCUCUCAAAUGAUGCCCCCUCCCAUGUAAUCUCUCCACCAUGCAGAUCAGCUGUAUUCUUUAUUAUAAAAGCCACCAGAAUCCAAUAAACGUUUAAAUAAAA
Oncorhynchus masou masou (cherry salmon) is the source of this 4744-nucleotide messenger RNA. RefSeq names its product sodium channel subunit beta-4-like. Gene Ontology annotation, molecular function: sodium channel regulator activity; transmembrane transporter binding. NCBI's taxonomy places the organism in Eukaryota, Metazoa, Chordata, Actinopteri, Salmoniformes, Salmonidae. The record is from RefSeq and is a predicted model, not a curated record. Gene Ontology annotation, biological process: regulation of ventricular cardiac muscle cell membrane repolarization; cardiac muscle cell action potential involved in contraction; regulation of sodium ion transmembrane transporter activity. The transcript has 6 exons. Gene Ontology annotation, cellular component: plasma membrane; voltage-gated sodium channel complex. Bases 738 to 1430 code for a protein of 230 amino acids.